Molecule: messenger RNA, 213 nt
Organism: Prunus armeniaca (apricot)
Lineage: Eukaryota; Viridiplantae; Streptophyta; Magnoliopsida; Rosales; Rosaceae
Source: the annotation of a GenBank genome assembly
AUGCUGGCGCCACCUACCAAGAGCCAUAACAGCGGUUCCAAAACCAGAGAAGGCCAUCAAGAAGCUUUGAGGAAGAGUGCUGGAAAGGUGUCGGCUGUACGGUUGAAGAUGAAUCCAAAGAAGUGUGCGUUCGGGGUUUCAUCCGGUAAAUUCUUGGGGUUUCAAGUUACACGGCGUGGCAUAGACGUGGAUCCUGAAAAGACUAAGCCAUAA